AGGAAAACUGACACGUGGUACAGCUGUGCUAACUUAGAAUAUAUGUAUAAAAGGUCGCAGACAAUUAGUUUUCAUCAUUCGGUCUAAAGUAUUCUGAAGAAACAUGAAGAGCUUGUUUAUUGUCAUUUGCGUUUUCGCAACCAUUGCCCUCAGCUCCCAAGAUCCAAUUGGGCUCGACGGGCUUGCAUCCCAAAAUCUCAAUGAAGACCGUACUGAAGAAUUUGAAGAAGUAAAAGAUUUUGAUGAAGAUCGUGCCGAAGAGUUGGAACCAUUCGAAGCUCUUGAUGAAGACCGUGCUGAAGAACUUGAAGAAUUAAAAGAUUUUGAUGAAGAUCGUGCCGAAGAGUUGGAACCACUCGAAGCUCUUGAUGAAGACCGUGUUGACAAUUUCGAGGAAGCUGACAACCAAGAGCUUCGAGGAUGAAGUGAAGUUGACUGAUAAUUGAGGUCAAAAGCUUUCCAUUAGCCUUGUGGUUCUUGGAAUAAAUGAAUGACAUCAUCUGAGUUCUUGAAUUACAAUGAAUUCUUGGCAA
This is a messenger RNA of Tigriopus californicus, 533 nucleotides long. RefSeq names its product probable DNA-directed RNA polymerase subunit delta. Lineage: Eukaryota; Metazoa; Arthropoda; Copepoda; Harpacticoida; Harpacticidae. The transcript has 2 exons. Bases 104 to 424 code for a protein of 106 amino acids. The record is from RefSeq and is a predicted model, not a curated record.